AUGCUCUCACUACUCUCCCAAUCUCUACACUUCGUGAAGAACCUUGGGCGCACCCAAGGUCAUGGUGGAUUCUUGAACACUUUUGUCCGACAACGCCACCAGUUGGCUCCACGACAAGUCAAGCAUAUCAAACGGCAUAAAGGCCGGAUACCCAUACCUAUUGGAGGCUCGACCAAAGGCACGACACUCGCGUACGGAGAAUGGGGCAUCAGGAUCAAAGGAAACGGGGUCAGACUGAGCGCAAAACAGCUCACGACAGCCGAAGAAGUCAUCAAGAGGAAAAUUAAGAUCAUCAAGGGAGCCAAAGUGUACUUGCGAGUGUUUCCGGAUAUUCCGGUCUGCAUCAAGGGAAACGAGACUCGGAUGGGUAAAGGCAAAGGGACUUUCGAGUUCUGGGCUACUCGAGUACCAAAAGGACGCGUUAUCUUCGAAAUCGGCGGAUCCCCGAUCCGAGAGGAACUUGCUAGAGAUGCUUUGCGGCAGGCUGCGGAUAAAUUGCCAACAAAAAUGGAGUUCAUCAGUCGGGCAACCCCUCCUCGCUUGGGGAAUCUCGUUCUGCAUCCACCCAAGCCCUUAGUGCCUGAAUCUCUCGCAGGUGACAACCCGACCAUACCUGCCGCACCAAUACAGCCAACACUAUAA
Molecule: messenger RNA, 642 nt
Organism: Pleurotus ostreatus (oyster mushroom)
Lineage: Eukaryota; Fungi; Basidiomycota; Agaricomycetes; Agaricales; Pleurotaceae
Product: mitochondrial ribosomal large subunit component
Exons: 4
Coding region: 1-642 (213 amino acids)
Biological process (GO): mitochondrial translation
Cellular component (GO): mitochondrial large ribosomal subunit; ribosome
Molecular function (GO): rRNA binding; structural constituent of ribosome
Source: RefSeq, a predicted model, not a curated record